AUGACGUGGGGGCAAGGUCGAGGCAAGGUGGUGGACGGCGGGCGCGGGCUGGACCUGACCCUGGACAAGACCUCCGGCUCCGGGUUCCAGUCCAAGAACGAGUACCUCUUCGGCAAGAUCGACAUGCAGAUCAAGCUGGUGCCCGGCAACUCCGCGGGCACCGUCACCACCUUCUACCUCUCCUCCGCCGGCAGCGCGCACGACGAGAUCGACUUCGAGUUCCUCGGCAACGUCUCCGGCGAGCCCUACACGCUGCACACCAACGUGUUCGCCCAGGGCCAAGGGCAGAGGGAGCAGCAGUUCCGGCUCUGGUUCGACCCCACCAAGGACUUCCACACCUACUCGGUGGUGUGGAACCCGCAGCACGUGAUCUUCGCGGUGGACGGCACGCCGAUCCGGGACUUCAAGAACCACGAGGCGCGCGGGGUGGCGUUCCCGCGGACGCAGCCGAUGAGGCUGUACGCGAGUCUCUGGAACGCCGACGACUGGGCCACGCAGGGCGGGCGCGUCAAGGCGGACUGGACGCAGGCGCCGUUCGUGGCGUCGUUCCGUGGGUUCAGCGCCGACGCCUGCGUCUGGGCUAACGGCAAGCAGCAGUGCCCCGUCGGCACCAUGGAGGCUGCGGCCGGGGGAGGGCGACGCGGCAGCUGGUGGAACCAGCAGCUUAGUGACAUGAGCUACCGCCGCAUGCGCUGGGUGCAGAGGAAGUUCAUGAUCUACAACUACUGCACCGACGCCAAGCGGUUCCCGCAGGGCGUGCCCGCCGAGUGCAAGCUCCGGUCGCAGGCGCAGCGCCCCGCGCCGGCGCCGCGGGCCGCGGCCAGGCCAGUUUACGCUGCCACGGUCGUGCUGCCGGGGACCAUCCCACCUUGUGUCGCCCCAUUGGCAACCUUCUGUCGUGUGCCCCAUCGUGUGUUGCUCGACGAUUCCCAUGGCGGGACUGGAUCAGUUUGCUGCGGUCCACGCCGUUGUUGGGCCACAGGAAAGCCUUGCCGCAGAAAAGAGCGCGCAUGCCGGCUCGCCCUGGCAUUUGGUGAAAGCGCCUGGCUACGUGCCCUCAAAUCCAUCCAGCUGCUGUCCCUCGCCCUCCCCUUCGUCGCCACCCUGGCCGUGGCGACGGCGACGGCGGCAGGCGGCGACCACAACUUCCAGCGGGACUUCGAUGUGGUGUGGGGCGCGGGCAAUGCGCGGUUCCGCGACGGCGGGCGGACCGUGGAGCUGUCCCUGGACGAGCGGACGGGCGCACAGCUGCAGUCCAAGCAGCGCUACCUCUUCGGCAGGUUCGACCUCGAGAUGAAGCUCGUCCCCGGCGAGUCCGCCGGCACCAUCACCUCCUUCUAUAUCUGCACGGGCGGCGCGCAGCACGACGAGGUGGACUUCGAGUUCCUGGGGAACGCGAGCGGGGAGCCGUACCUGCUGCACACCAACAUCUUCAGCGACGGGCGAGGGGAGCGGGAGCAGCAGCUCGCGCUGUGGUUCGACCCCACGCGUGCCUUCCACACCUACACCAUCCUGUGGAACCCGCACAGCAUCGUCCUCUACGUGGACGGCGUCCCGAUCCGUGUCUUCGCCAACAACGCCGCGGCGGGGUGCCGUUCCCGGCGCGGCAGCCGGCGCGGGUGUUCGCCAGCAUCUGGGACGCCGCGGUCUGGGCCACGCAGGGCCUCCGCGCCCUUCGUCGCCACCUACCGCCGGUACAACGUCACGAACGCCUGCGUCUGGGACGAGGAGGAGGUGGCGGGCGGGCACGGUGCCCGACGAUGGUGGCGCUGGGUGGCGGGCCGCGUCGGCGGAGGGCGCCCGCGUGGAUGUCGCAGCGUAAUGACUGGUGGAGCUGGAUGA
Messenger RNA from Miscanthus lutarioriparius, 1842 nucleotides. The record is from the annotation of a GenBank genome assembly. Lineage: Eukaryota; Viridiplantae; Streptophyta; Magnoliopsida; Poales; Poaceae.